UCAUUAUCCCAGUUGCUGGGAGAUUUGGGCAAGGAGAGACCCAUGAAAUACCUAAGACAAAAGUUACUAGGAUAGCCAGGGGCUUGUCUUCCGGGUGGCGCUGAGGCCAGGAAACUGUCCUCUCUAACCUCCUUCCCCAGAGGAGUCUAAAUUGGCCCUUCCACUACCAGCAAGGACAAAAGAGAGGCUGGAGCCCCCAGGGGCAGCCGGAGCGCUGAUGCUGCAAAGGGCCUCUGUCCUUCCCGGAGAAGCCCAGUCUUGCUCCGCUGUCUUCUUCAGCAACAAACAAAAGUCAAGAAAGAGAAAUAGUUGUGGAUGAACCUGUUGUUGGGACGAUAAUUUACUGAGCACCUACUACGUGCCAGGCACGCCAACCUUACCAGACAAGAUCCUUGGGCUCAUGGAAUUCACUUUCUCGUGGGAGAGAUAAACAAUAAUCACGUAGAAACAUUAUCAGCUGGUGACCAUGCGGCUGGUGCCCCGAGAGGGAGCCCCCCUGCUUAAGCCCUCCAGGAGGGCGAUGGAGGAGCCAACCUCAUGGAUGCCAAGAUAUGGACGCAGAGAGGGAAGCCCUGCAGAGCACCGCCUACCUGGAAGUGCAGACCUUCUGCCAGAAGCAUGGCUUGAUGUUUGAGGUCGUUGAUCUGAGGUGGGGUAUUCGGGACACUGAAGCCACUGACCACUUGACCACAGAACUCUGCUUGGAGGAGGUCGACCGCUGUUGCAAAGAAUCCAUAGGGCCAGCUUUUGUUGCCCUCAUCGGUGAUCAGUACGGCCCCUGUCUGGUUCCCUCGCAGAUUGACGAGAAGGAGUGGGAAGUAUUGAGGGCCCGGCUGACUGCCAGGCCGAGUGACCUGGAGCUGGUGGCAAGGCACUUCCGGAGGGACGAGAAUGCGGUUCCUCCCGCCUACGUCCUGCAGGCACCAGGCACUGGGGAGGCCUGCGAGCCAGAGGAGGCCACCCUAUCCUCUGUCCUAUGCUCUGGAGCCCAGGAGGCCCGGAGGCUGGGCCUCAUCACCCAGCGGCAGUGGCAUCGCUACCACCGGUCAGCCAUUGAGUGGGAGAUAGAGCGGGGCCUGCUGAGCUCAGAGGACCGGGACCAGCGAGCCACUGUCUUCCUUCGAGAGAUCCAAGACCUCCACAAACACAUUCUGGAGGACUGCGCCCUCAGGAUGGUGGACCGGCUCGCGGAUGGCUGCCUGGACACGGAUGCCCAGAGCCUUCUCAGCAACCUCAAAGCUCACAUCACUGACGUGCACCCCGGGGUCCUCAAGGCGCACCGCCUGCCAUGGAGCCGGGAUCUGGUGAACCCCAAGAACCAGACUCACGCCCGCUACCUGAAGGAGCUGGGUGAACAGUUUGUGGCAAGGGCCAAUCACCAGAUCCUCGAACACCUCCGUGAGCUGGAUAUGGCCAGGCAGGAGAUGGCAUGGCUCUACCAAGAAAUCCGCCACCACCUUUGGCAGAGCUCGGAGGUCACCCAGACUUUCUGCGGACGCCAGAAACUCCUAGCCCGGCUCGGACAGCAGCUCAGGCAGGAUGACAGCAAGCCACACACCCCCCUGGUGCUCUUUGGAGUCCCAGGCAUUGGAAAGACGGCCCUGAUGUGCAAGCUGGCCGAGCAGAUGCCAAGGCUGCUCGGGCACAAGACAGUGACUGUCCUACGGCUUCUGGGGACGUCUCAGAUGAGCUCAGAUGCCCGCGGCCUGCUGAAGAGCAUCUGCUUCCAGGUGUGCCUGGCCUAUGGGCUGCCCCUGCCCCCUGCCCAGGUCCUGGAUGCCCACACCAGAGUGGUCCAGUUUUUCCACGUCCUCCUCCACACCAUCUCUUGCAGAAACUUUGAGUCUCUCGUGCUCCUGCUGGAUGCUAUGGAUGACCUGGACUCUGUCCGCCAUGCUCGGAGGGUGCCCUGGCUGCCUCUCAACUGCCCCCCGAGGGUGCACCUCAUCCUUUCAGCUUGCUCAGGGGCAUGGGGCGUUUUAGAUACUUUACAGCGGGUGCUCCCCGACCCGGAGGCCUACUGGGAGGUGAAGCCCCUCUCCGGAAACCAAGGCCAGGAGAUGAUCCAACUCCUGCUGGCGGUAGCAAAGAGGACACUGAGCCCUGUGCACACAGAUUUGCUCUGGGCCAGCCUCCCGGAGUGUGGGAACCCGGGGCGGCUGAGGCUGGCCUUUGAGGAGGCCCGGAAAUGGGCCUCCUUUACUAUGCCUGCCCCUCUGGCCAGCACCUCAGAGGAAGCCACACACCAGCUCUGCGCCCGCCUGGAGCAGACACACGGGCGGCUCCUCGUGGCCCACGUGCUGGGCUACAUCGUCUCCUCCCGGCACGGUCUCUCGGAGGCAGAGCUGAAGGAUGUCCUGUCCUUGGAUGACGAGGUCCUGCAGGCUGUGUACCGGGACUGGACCCCGCCCAGCAAGGAACUGCUGCGAUUCCCACCCCUGCUGUGGGUGCGGCUUCGUCGGGAUCUGGGAUACUGCUUGGCUCGGCGGCCCGUGGAUGGCUCCACCCUCCUGGCCAUUGCCCACAGACAGCUGGUCCAGGUUGUCCGUGAGCGCUACCUGUCGGGGUCUGAGAGAGCCGAGAGGCACGGAGUCCUGGCCGACUUCUUCUUAGGGACCUGGAGCCAGGGUACCAAGAAGCUCAUCACUCUGCCACUUGUGGGGAAACCCCUCAACUUGGACCGAAAGGUGGCCCCUCAGCCUCUGUGGUUCUCAGACACAGUUGCAAACCUGCGGAAGCUGAAGGAGUUGCCCUAUCACCUACUUCACUCGGGCCGCCUGGAGGAGCUGAAACAGGAGGUCCUGGGCAGCAUGAGCUGGAUUUCCUGCCGGGGAAUCUCUGGGAGCAUCGAAGACCUGCUGGACGACUUUGACCUCUGUGCCCCUCACCUGGACUCUCCUGAGGUCGGCCUGGUCCGUGAAGCCCUCCAGCUCUGCCGCCCUGCUGUGGAGCUCCGAGGCAUGGAGAGGAGCCUCCUGUACACAGAACUGCUGGCCAGACUCCAUUUCUUCGCCACCUCACAUCCCGCACUGGUGGGACAGCUAUGCCAACAGGCCCAGAGCUGGUUCCGGCUGUGUCCACACCCUGUGCUGGUGCCCCUCGGAGGAUUCCUCCAGCCCCCGGGAGGACCCCUCCGGGCAACCCUCAGCGGUUGUCACAAAGGCAUCACUGCCAUGGCGUGGGGUGCAGAGGAGAAGCUGCUGGUGAUUGGCACCCAGGAUGGCAUCGUGGCUGUGUGGGACAUGGAAGAGCAGCAUGUGAUCCACAUGCUAACUGGACACACAGGAGAGGUGAGGUGCUUGAAAGUAUUUGCCAAAGGGACCCUUGCCAUCUCUGCUUCGAAGGAUCACACACUGCGCUUGUGGAACUUACUCUCUGGCCAGGAGAAAUUUACCAUUUGGGAUGGAAGCUCAAAAAAUCUCACGGGACCUCAGAUCUGGAGCCUUCAUGUGGAUGAAGCACACAAAGUUGUGUAUUCGGCAUCUGGCUCAAAGAUCAAUGCUUGGAGUCUGGAUACUGCAGAGCUGGUUUUCCGUAUCCUGGGAGAUGCCUCUGAUCCUUGGAUGUGCAUGGCCGUGCUGGACUCCCAGUCCACGCUGCUGACAGUGUCCAGGGAUGGUGUGGUCAGUCUGUGGAACUCAGCCACGGGAAAACUUCAGGGGAAGCAACACGUGUCCAGCAUCAAAGAAACACCCGCCUGUGCUGUCUCAGUCCAGAAGCAAGGGAAGCUUGUGACCGGGUUUAGCAAUGGCUCCAUCUCUUUGGUUUCCUCCGAAGGGGACAGAUUGCUGGAGAAGCUUCCAGAUGCUGUGAGGUUCCUGGUGGUGUCUGAAGAUGAGUCUCUCCUCGCCGCAGGCUUCGGAAGGUUGGUGCGGAUCUUCUUGGCAGACUCUCGGGGCUUUCACCGAUUCAUGGCCGCGGAUCUGGAACACGAGGACAUGGUGGAGACAGCUGUUUUUGGUACUGAGAACAACCUGAUCAUCACGGGGUCCCUUGAUGCUCUGGUUCAGGUGUGGAGUCUGUCAGAACAGGGGACCCUGCUGGACAUCCUGGAAGGUGUUGGGGCCCCUGUGAGCCUGCUGGCCUGCUGUGGGGCUUUGGUGGCAUCUGCUUCCUGGCAGUCCUCGUCUUUCAAGGUCUGGGAUCUCAGCAACGCUCACAGGCCCCGGGCCCCUGCGCCGUUUCUGGACCGCACCGGCCUCACCGCAGUGUCCCACCAUGGAAGCUACGUCUACUUCCCCAAAAUUGGGGACAAAACCAAAGUCACUGUUUGGGACUUGGCAGAAGGUGAGGAACAAGAUUCCCUGGACACCUCCAGUGAGGUCAGGUGUCUGGAGGUCGCUGAGCAGCACAAGCUCCUGUUCACUGGCCUCAUGUCGGGGGUUGUCCUUGUGUUCCCCCUGAAUUCCAGGCAGGACGUGAUAUGCAUUCCCCCUCCCGAGGCCCGGAAAGCAAUCAGCUGCAUGUCCCUGAGCAAGCACGAGGACCGCCUGGCCAUCGCCUAUGACAACAUCGUCCUGGUGCUGAACAUCAGCCCCGGGGACCCCUGCCCGCUCAUCGAUGGCCCAAGGUAUACCUUUUAUACCCAGCCGCCCGAGACCAUCUCCAAUGUGGCUGUUCUGACGGACUACCACGUGAUCUACAGCAUGACCAACGGGGACCUCUUUCUUUACGAGUGUGCAAAUUCCAAAGCGUUUCCCUUGGAGGCCCACAGGAGCCGAGUCACGUGUGUGGAGGUCAGCCACAAGGAGCAGCUGCUGGCCAGUGGGUCUGAGGAUGCCCUGCUGUGUCUCUGGGACCUACAGGCAUGUAAGCGGAAAUUCGAGAUGAACUACACGAGUUCUUACUGCAGAGGGGUCCAAUGUGCUUGCUUCUCUAAGGAUGACAAGUACGUAUACGUGGGCUUAAAGGAUCGCUCCAUACUUGUCUGGAGUGUGCUGGACGGCACCCUACUGACAGUCCAGUUUGUCCAUGCUGUGGUAAACAGAAUCAUCCCAACCAUCAGUGGCUUCAUUGCCCCCACCAGGCAUGGUUAUCUGAUCCGAGAGCGUUUCCAGUGCCUUUUAGCAAGAGCAUCACAGCAGGACCCUCACAAGAACUUCAAGAAGGCAGUGUGGAUGGUCAAAUCCAGGCAGAGAGAGGCGCUAGCAGCAGCUGCAGGAGCAUCCCAGGACUUGGAGUCAGAGAGUGCCCAAGGAAAUGAAUCCAAGUCAAACAAAUGUUCACAAGUCUGCCUGAUAGUGUAAAAAAAAAAAAAAACAAAAAAAACCCUGUGGGGGUAUAACCUCCAAUGACUUAACCCCAUUUAAUCUGGUUAAAGCAAAAAGAAUAUGUUUGCUGGCGUAUAUUUGGACCCAUGGCUUCAGAUUACAUGACCCGGACCUUGCCUCUUCCCAUUUUUUCCAUUCUUCUUUUCUCUUUGUCAUUUUCUUUCUUUCUUUUUGUUUGGCAGGAGCAGAAGCCUCAAUCUUUGUCAUUUUCGUUCUCAGACUUGCCACCCCAAGUUAGCAACAUGGUGGCCAAUAUGCUGUCUCCAAUUUCAGCAGAAAAGAGAGCUUCUCUUCCUACAGUCCCAGCCUCCACUUUGUUGGUACCAGUUGGCCCAUAUGCCUAGCCCUAAACCAACUGUUAUCUCUGGAAGAAUGCAGAGCUCUAAUUGGCUGGACUGACCCAAUGUCCACCACUGGGAGUGAAAAUAGAAGAGAUUAUUCCUGAGACCCAAACUAGGGUUCUGGUACCAGGUGAAGGGGGAAUGGAUGAAUGUGAGACAGAACAAACCACUGAUGUGGACCACAGAACUUCACAGUUUAUAAAGCAUUAGAUACUGUGAUCUGAUCCUCAUCACAGCCCAUAUUUUAGGGAAGGCAGGAGUAUCUGCGUCUAUUUUAUGGAUAAGGAAACUGAGCCUUGCAGAAGUAGUUAUGAUUUAAUUCAGGUCACAAGCCCAAGGUGCAAGGGAUCUAAGAGCAAGCCUUCUGUCCCAUUCCUGUUAGACCUUACUCCAAUUUCAGUCUCCAAAACACAACCAUCUCUUCCAUAGGUGCCACACUCAAAUGCUCACAGGAGCUAGUGACUAAUCUAGGUACUUCCAUACACCUGAGUGAGCAGCAGGGCGAGAUGGAGACUGGGCCUGUGGAAGGCAGAGAUUGUGCCUUGGGUGGGUGUGAACAGCCUGACUCUAGCCCAGAAUCGCCAUGGCAAAACCGGCCCUCUUCCAUCAGUGCUUUCAAUUGUAAUAAGCAAAGCCAGAAAUCCAGACUUUUAUGCAAAAAUCUUCUGCCUUUUAAAGUUGGCGAUUGGUUUAAUUUGUAUCUAUAGGGCAUUUGGCAAGUGCGUCUUUGGUUAAUGAGCUGACUUCAAGGCUCAAGCUGGCAGUAAACCAUCAACAUGCUAUAGUUCUUCCAUCUCUAUUCCCUGGCUCCCGAACUUUUGGGAUAAAGAUGUGGUUUUUUUCAUCUUAAAAA
Messenger RNA from Sapajus apella (tufted capuchin), 6464 nucleotides. It is a transcript of the gene NWD1, whose product is annotated as NACHT and WD repeat domain containing 1. The transcript is spliced from 20 exons. NCBI's taxonomy places the organism in Eukaryota, Metazoa, Chordata, Mammalia, Primates, Cebidae. Gene Ontology annotation, molecular function: protein binding. The record is from RefSeq and is a predicted model, not a curated record. Bases 552 to 5246 code for a protein of 1564 amino acids.